Darwinula stevensoni is the source of this 1329-nucleotide messenger RNA. The record is from the annotation of a GenBank genome assembly. Lineage: Eukaryota; Metazoa; Arthropoda; Ostracoda; Podocopida; Darwinulidae.
UUACAGAUGCUGAAAACAGAAGUGGCUGCUGAUUCAUUGUUGCUUGUGAACGUGUAGUUGGGUGUCAGUUUUAAAGCAAUGGGCACCAUGGAAAACUUUAAUCUGAAGUGGAAUUCCCAUUAUACCGAAGCAUUUGGUGCAUUUCAAUCCCUGCGAGGGAAAGAACUGUUAGUGGAUGUCACCCUCUCUUGUGAAGGAGAAAACAUUAAGGCCCACAGGCUGGUACUUUGUGCAUGCAGUUCUUACUUUGAAAAACUAUUGGGGGAUUCUUCAGCCAUUCAAUACCCAAUAGUUUUCUUCAAAGAAACUAAGCUUGAAUACCUCAAGCUUGUGAUUCAGUUCAUGUACCAAGGAGAAGUGGAGGUGCCAAGCACAAAACUUACAGACUUCCUAAAUGUAGCUGAGGCCCUGGAAAUCAAAGGUUUGAAGAAAGGGGGUUCAAGUCCCUCAGAACCUGAACCCUUUUCUAGUCCACAGGCAGAGAAUGAGAAAAUGGCAUUGCCUGCCUCAACACCUGAGGAGAAUUUUUUUGAGCCAGAUGACUCAUCACACAAUAUCCUUGAGUCCUUGGCAGGGAAAAGGCCUAGACUCCAGUUCAAUCGGGAACUCACUGUCCAGCCUCUUCCUCCUGUACCUGAUGAUGAACCAGUAGCCAGCAACAGUAUUGUUCCCCCUCCCAAGACAGAACUUGUGGAAAACUCAAUAGAACAAGAAGUUCUCAAUAUGGAGUUGAAACUUGAAGAGAACUCUGAUGGAGCUGUGGAUUCCCUUGAUGAUGAUCUUGAGAUGGGAGAAGCUUCAUGGAAGGAAGAGGGCUAUCCAUUAGAAGUGAGUAUGAUGGGUGUCUAUCCACCUCCUGGAUCUUCCAGCAUCCCGACUGACAUCUCUGCGAAGGACUUGAUGAACUUUGCCUAUUCUGAGGAGGAGUUGGUGCAGCGUUUCAAUCCAGACUCCAUGACUCCUUCCAAGUUUGUUGCAAAGCUGAUGACAAUCCUGUGCAGCACUGAGGAGAUGGCAAGUCAUUCCCUUUGUGGGUAUAUGACUGGGAAGGAUUUUAAGCCCAAACUGGAUCCACACAAAGUUGAAGUCAUUACAAAGUAUACAAUCCUGCUGUACCCAUACGUGUCUGAGAGCCUCAUCCGCCGCUCAAUUCAACAAAAACUGAACAAUGUGGACAAGUACAUGAAGCAGAAGAGGAAGCAGGAGCUGAAAGGAGCUGGAUCCAAUGUGGGGACAAUCCAAAAGAUUCCCAUUCCACCUGUAGGUGGGCCUUCCAACAGUGGCAUCUCAGGAUCCAAGAUGUUCAACACCUUGGGAAGUACCCUCUAA